Messenger RNA from Protopterus annectens (West African lungfish), 801 nucleotides. RefSeq names its product zinc-binding protein A33-like. Gene Ontology annotation, molecular function: zinc ion binding. The coding region runs from base 241 to 801 and encodes 186 amino acids. The record is from RefSeq and is a predicted model, not a curated record. The transcript has 3 exons. Lineage: Eukaryota; Metazoa; Chordata; Ceratodontiformes; Protopteridae.
AGCAGAGUGCUAAAAUCAUGGCAGCUCGUAAACCAUUAGAUGAUCCAGUUGAGGCUUUAUUGUGUUCAGUUUGUCGGGAUUCCUUUAAAGAGACUGUAAUGCUCGAAUGUGGACAUAGUUUUUGUAACUCCUGCAUAGAUAAAACCUGUCCUAAAUGCGUAGAGGCAUUCCCAUCUAAAAUGUACACAGCCAACAGGCAGUUAUGCAAAGCUGGAGGGAGUAGUCUGAGGUCAUGUCAGUAUGAGAAAGAAGAAAUACCAAACCAGGAGCAAAAAAGUUUACUACCUGCUUGGGUCGCACGAGUGCAGAGAGCACAAAGAGGCAUUUAAAGUGUUCUGUCAAGAUGAUGGAUGUCCUGUAUGUGUCAUCUGUAUGAUAUCAUCUACACAUAAAGGGCACACGUUCCUACCCAUACUGGAAGCAGUCAGCGUGUUUCAGGACAAGCUGAAAAAUACUGUAUCUUCACUAGAAGUGAAAAUGAAACAUCUCAAAGAGUAUCAAAGCAAGCAGGAACAGAACAUCUCUGGUAUCAAGGAUGAAGCCCAGAACCUGGAACAACACAUUACGUCAGAAUUUGCUAAGCUGCGACAGUUUCUCCAGGACAAGGAACAAAAGCUGGUCCAACAGCUCAAAGUGGAAGCUGCAGGAAUUCUGGAAAAGAUGACAGAAAACUUAGACAAUAUUGAAGAAAUGAGCAAGGCUAUUCAGAAGGAUAAAUCCAACAUUGAAUCAACAUUGCAGCAGAAAGACCCUGUGCUUUUUCUCAAAGUAAGAAAUUGUUUGCGUUCUGUUCAUAAUUAA